CUAAAUAUUUUUUCAGAGUUGAACAAAUGUUCAAGUUCCUCGGGAGAAAGUCUACAAGGAUUUGUAGAAGGUUUCCACAAAUGUUUGCAAUAGUUUUUGGGGUCAUCAACAAUUGUGCCAUGUGAUUAUUUAUUUAUUUAUUGUGAUAUGAACUAAAUUUCUGCCUUUUCAAAUGGAGACCGUUGGAAUUUUCGCUUUUGUUUGUCCUUGAAUGCAUCACCACCACCGGGAGAUUAAAGUUAUUGUUUAAAAUCGAGCAAGAAAAGAACCUGGAUUAUAAAGUUCAAAAUUUUAAAGGCAAUAAAAGUAUCUGAGUCGCAGCUGCAGCUGAAGGAGAAGAGAGAGGAGCCAUUCCCCGCCAAUCAUGGCGUAAAGCUGCAGGAGACGUGAGUGUUUGUGUUGGCUGAGCGUAGCGUCUGCUUAACGUUAACGUGAGACGCUGUGUUCCUUCCACACGUUGGACUGAAGUGAGUCUCUGACGACUAAAGUGUGUUCCACCUCCCCACGUGUGGCUGACUGUAAAACUUCAAGGAGAGGAGAAAGCCUGCGCAGCAGGGGACAGGAACCCCCGCCGCUUCCUCGCUCACAUAUUCCAUUGACCCGAACCGCAGGCUUCGUGGAUGGACGAUGAUAUCCCGGUUGAUUGGCUGCUCUGAGCAUGCGAGUGAUUCUGCCACCAUGGAGGCCGUUUCCAUGCAGAGCCUUUGACUCCCAGCACUGCGCGUGUCUUUGGCUUAGCAAGACAAGCUUAGGAUGGAAGACCCGCCAGCGGCUGCUUUGAGAAACUGUAACACCCUCCCCGUGCCACCCCAGAAGCACGCACGCUGACCAGGUGGGGCCAACAGCUGACCAAAUUCCAGGAUGUUUGUGAACUUCCGACACAUGCGAAAAUGUAAGCUAGUGAAGCUGAUGACCAGCUGCCUGCUGCUGUCGGUGGUAAUGAUCUGCUGGGAGCAGCUGGACUUAAUCGUGGUCAGCCACGUCAGGUCCUACUCCUUCCGCUACCUGGUCAACAGCUUCACCUACAUUAACAGGAGCCUCACCAUUCCUCGCGAGCAGGCCAGAAGCUUUAGCAACUUUCCCUACCUGCUGGACCACCCCGACAAGUGCGCCGGCAAGGACGUCCUCCUCCUCGUCUUUGUAAAGUCCUUCCCUGAGAACACUGAGAGGCGAAACGCUAUCAGGUCCACCUGGGGCAACGAGACCUACAUCCAAAACACGCUGGGGGUGGCCGUCAAGGUGGUGUUCGCCUUGGGAGCCAUCGGGACUGAGAAGGGCGAGCCUUUCUGGAGCAAAAAGAGCAACGGCAGCUUCCAGGAGCAGCUCGUUCAGGAGGACCAAACCUACAGCGACCUGAUCCAGAAGAACUUUUUGGACUCCUUCCACAAUCUGACCCUCAAGCUCAUCCUGCAGUUCCACUGGAUGCACAGCCGCUGCGCCCACGCCCGCUUCUUCAUGACCGCCGACGACGACGUCUUCGUCCACAUGCCCAACCUGGUGAGCUACCUGCUGGAGGCCAGCCGCAAGGGCGUGGCCAACUUCUGGAUCGGCCGGGUGCACGUCGGGGCGCCGCCCAUCCGCAGCAGGGGAAGCAAGUACUACGUGUCCUACGAGACGUACCAGUGGUCAUCUUACCCCGAUUACACGGCCGGCGCCGGCUACGUCAUCUCCAGUGACGUAGCGGAUAAAAUCUACCACGCCACGCUGACCCUGAACGCCUCCAUCCACAUAGACGACGUGUUCAUGGGCAUCUGCGCCAACGCCGUCGGCGUGUCGCCGCAGAGGCACGUCUAUUUCUCAGGGGAGGGCAAGGCGCCGUACCACCCGUGCAUCUACAGUCAGAUGAUGACCUCCCACGGCCACGUGGAAGACAUCCAUGAGCUGUGGAGGGCGGCCACGCACCCGGAGGUGAGGCGGAGGACCUCAGGGCUGCUUGGGAAGCUGUAUUGUGCAGCUGUGAGAGCAGCUCUCCUCUGCAAACCCAACUUUGUCGACACCUACCCUUGCAGAGCUGCAUUUUUAUAAUCUUAAGAGCAAAGAAGCGUGUACGUUCAUGCAGACGAUGACGUUAGGUUCAUUUUGGGAAGUUUUACCUCAGUCCUUUCAGUAGGACCUCUACCCCCGUAGUCCUAUGUUUACUGCUCAAGAGGCCAGAGAGACCAGGUUGUUUCGGCGCCGUCAGCGUGAGACCUCCAACAUGUCUGUGUAGCGUAGUCGUGGCUGUUUUAGAUAUAGGCAUUGAGCGCUGACCACAGAAUGUGAAAUAAAGCUUCUGCAAAGACGUGU
This is a messenger RNA of Fundulus heteroclitus (mummichog), 2286 nucleotides long. It is a transcript of the gene b3gnt5b, whose product is annotated as UDP-GlcNAc:betaGal beta-1,3-N-acetylglucosaminyltransferase 5b. Gene Ontology annotation, cellular component: membrane. The record is from RefSeq and is a predicted model, not a curated record. Gene Ontology annotation, biological process: brain development. The coding region runs from base 862 to 2025 and encodes 387 amino acids. The transcript has 3 exons. Lineage: Eukaryota; Metazoa; Chordata; Actinopteri; Cyprinodontiformes; Fundulidae.